CCUACGCUGUAUCUAUACUUGUCGAUGUUCCUUCACGAAGUGAAGGUUAGUGCAAAAGGGAGAAAUGAAGCACGUAUUGUGUCCGCGUUUGGGGCGAGCAUGUGCCCCAAGUUGGUGCGCGAAGUAAUGUCCCAUAAUCGUCCUGUGCGAGUGAACGCAUUAUUAGCACUCUGCGAAGAGUUGCAAAAUCCGGCGAGUCUGGUUGGUUGUGUAGAUCUGGGAAUCGUGUCCGUGCUUAACGCACAGGUCUCUGCAGAUCAAGACCCGCUGACGCGCUUGCGUGCCGCCAAAGCUCUUGAAAUUUGCUCUCGAAAUGCUACUGGCGUUCACGCUCUUUUGCAAGGCAAUACAGCCCAGAUGAUUGUUUCCGCAUUAAGUGACGACGAGAUAGAGGUGAGAGAAUACGUGUACCGGGCUCUUAUUGAGUUCUCUACUGGAAACCUAUCAUGUGUGCAUGCGCUUGUUGCAGCCGACUAUCCUGCCAUUCUUAUUAAUCAGUUACGAACAGCAAAGGAAAAGACCGUUCUGCAGCCUCUGGCCUUACGGCUACUCCAUAAUUGUCUUUAUUCUGGCUGCGGGCUUGAAAGUGCCCUAGGACACUCUGCAGUUGAAACAUGCAUUGAGUUGCUUGCGAGUAUUGACACAGAAGUUCGCCGUGAAGCUGCAAGCACACUAAUUGCGCUUUGCCUUGCGGAUGUGGCAAAGAUGUUGGCCAUUGAGUGUGGAGCGAUCGAGAUCAUCAUAGAACUUCUGAAGGAUAGUGAUCGACUUGUCCGCUCUGCUGCCGCAGGGGCAUUGAUGACCAUCACCACAGCUGAUGAGGGCAAACAGGCAAUUAUUUCGUUGGACAAGAUAAAAAAAAAGAAUUCAGUUUCUCUGCUUGCUGAGCUUCUCAACGAGAAAGAUGACAUUCUUACAACCAACACGCUGAAGUGUAUUGCAAAUAUUGCUGUGCAUCCCAAGGCGCGCGAGAUUCUUAAAAAUAAAACUAAAUUUAUUGACCGGCUCACUACGCUGUGCAUUUGCGAUAAUGCUGCAAUUGGGAAGAAUGCCCGUAUUGUCAAGAAGGCCAUUUUUUUGUGUCCGAAGGAAACAUUAUGAUCGCCUGGUCCCGGAUGCCCCCAUAUCCGUAUACCUCUACUCUACUAAACUCCCGCGCCAACCAACCAACCACCUCCCAACCACCAGACUAGUAGUCUUAAGAGUGCAUUGGCUGGGCCUAAA
This is a messenger RNA of Pelagomonas calceolata, 1224 nucleotides long. NCBI's taxonomy places the organism in Eukaryota, Pelagophyceae, Pelagomonadales, Pelagomonadaceae. The record is from the annotation of a GenBank genome assembly.